This is a messenger RNA of Trypanosoma grayi, 3531 nucleotides long. Its product is annotated as dual specificity protein phosphatase. NCBI's taxonomy places the organism in Eukaryota, Euglenozoa, Kinetoplastea, Trypanosomatida, Trypanosomatidae. Gene Ontology annotation, molecular function: protein binding; protein tyrosine/serine/threonine phosphatase activity; protein serine/threonine kinase activity. Bases 1 to 3531 code for a protein of 1176 amino acids. Gene Ontology annotation, biological process: protein phosphorylation; protein dephosphorylation. The transcript has a single exon. Gene Ontology annotation, cellular component: cytoplasm. The record is from RefSeq and is a predicted model, not a curated record.
AUGUGCACUGGGGAGUUCAUGGAAGGGGAGGCUGUGGGAAACUACCGCGUGGAGAGGGCACUUCCGACAGGGACUGUGGGUCGUAGCUUCCUCGUUAGUGCCACUGGGAAGGAUUGGCAGGUUGUGGCCCCAUCGAAGCUAAACAGCCCCACCAAGAGGCGUGUCAAAUGUGUUUUCAAAGUGGUAACGUUUAUUACACGCACAGAUCUCGUAGAUUCUGUGGUGAAGGAUCAUAGAGCUCUCACCAAGUUGAGCCAUGAAAACGUGCUCCACAGUGUGGAUAUGCUUGAUGACGGGAGAGGAGAAACACUCAUCUUCGUGACACCAUUCCUUGAAAGGGCUUCUUGUGAUCAUCUUGUGACAGAGUUCGAGAGCGAGGAGAAGUUGCUUCUUGUUUUACACGAUAUUGGUGUUGGUCUUCGCGUCCUCCACUCCCACAGAAUAUACCACCGUAACCUGAAGUUGGACAACGUGCUCAUUAGGGGUAAUGGUUCGGCCUGCAUAGCUGACGCAGGUUUCGCACACAUUUUUGCCGCGCAACGCUCUGAGGAUCUUGUGUUUAAUGGUGAGGUGGCAUGCAUGCCACCGGAGGUGUUUGUAAGGAACGAUAACGGAGCCACGGAUGCUGCAAAGGCGGAUAUCUGGGGCUUUGGAGUGCUGAUGUAUCGUCUUGUGUAUCAUCGAGAGCCGUUUGACAUAGAGGGCAAGACCUACGAGGAGGUGCGCCAGUGUAUACUGUACACGCCUAUUGAGUUCCCAGAGCUGCGCUGGCCAUUUGCAAACGAACUCAAGGAAGCUAUUCAGUGGUGCUUAGACCGAGAUCCAGCAAAUCGGCCCACCAUCAUACGCUUGCUGCGUCACUCUUUCUUCCGGAACUGUAUGGCGCAGAGUAUCAGCGCGGGAAGUACACAUCUUGGCACCGCUGGAGUCUCUGGAACAGGUGUGUGCAAAAAUAGUGCAAAAGUUGCAAGCGGUGCUGUGGAAGCGGCAUUCGCACGGAAUCAAUGGUGUAACAGUGUGGUGAUAUGCGCCACACUUGGGAAAGGGCAUAACUGCGAAACGCUUCUCGUUCAUCAGCGUCGUAACGCAUCGAAAAAGUUCGUUGUAAAAGCAUUGAGGCAUUCUAUACUAAAGAAGAUUGAGAAGUCGCAAGAUUCAAACACGAUACGUCAUGCGUUAGUCGUCUGCUGUGAGAUCCGUCACAUUUCUUUGCUACCUUUCAUGGAGAUUGUGGACGGCAGAGAUGGGUGCUUCGUCUCGCAACCAUAUGUGGAGGCAGAAUUUCUCAACAAGCAUUUUCCUCCACUCGCCAACCACAAGAAUCAUCUGUUCACAGUACGCCGAAUGCUUUUAGACGUCCUCAAGGGUCUCUACAUAUUGCAUAAGAAUGGUGUUUCGCACCUUAGCCUUACACCCUCGAGUAUCUUCUUUAAGGAAGGUGUGGGCUUUGUCAUCAUCGACUUUGGUCCCCUCUUCUGCACGGCAAAGGAGGCUGCUAGCGGCGGUGACGACGGCGGUCCGAUGUAUAACGUCCCGUUAUGGGUCCUCGAGGACCUCAAGGCGUCACCAGCAAAUGCGCAGCACUGCAUAGAUACCUUCUGCGUCGGGCUGUUAGCUGCUUCUGCGGAACCAUCCGUGCUUAAAGAGGCGUGGGACAUAUUUUCCAAGCGGUCCCGAGAAAAUGGUUUGGUGGAUGAUGUUAUCAAGAAGGUUUCGAGGGCUGCAGAUCGUUUGUCACGGCCGCUUGUGGAUUUUAUCUUGAGUGCGCUAACUAGAAAGGCGACUGUGAUUAACAUGCUGAGUCAUCCGUAUCUGGCAGAUGGUGUGGAUAAGAGUGGACUUCUUGAAAUAAGGCCGUUAAAGAUAUCGCAGAAAAGUAUGAAAAAUAUUGUGCAUGAAAGGUUUCACUCUCGUGAUGAGUCCCGCCUACACGAUGUGCUGGGUCAAGACCCGAUGGCGGAAAGCGCCUUGCUCAGUAGUAUGAACCUAAUGGACUCGUUGCCAGAUGACGGCCACCUCAGUCCCUCAUUCCAUGUGGACCCGGAUUUGUGCAAUCGGUUACCGUUCAAAGACAAGAUUAUCUGCGGACUGUGUCGUGUAGAGCUGCCGAUUGUGUUGUUUAUGUGCAUGAAAUGUGACGCAUAUCUGCGCUGCGGAAAGUGUUCCCUUAAUGAUGCGCACAAGGCAGGUCACACAAUGCAGCCAUUCCUCAUUCAUACCAUUGAAAAUCGCGAAGAUGGUACGCGUGAGGCCAUUCUCCUCCCACCGACCAUCAUUAAUGACACACACCCGCUAGAGGAAAUAGAGAUGCAGGCAAACCUGCCAGUAGGAGCCCUUACCAAAUUCCUUAAGCCGGACACAACUGUUGCUGAACGUUCUCUUGGACGUUUAAAGAUGUCAGGGCCGAAGAAACAGAAAAAGAAGGCAUUACCAAAAGCCUCUGAGAUCGAAGAUAUUUCAUGGGAGGAGGAAGUCAGAAAUUGUCGUGAGAAUCAUUGUCCAGAGUUGUUUCUGUCUCGCCUCAAUCUUGGUAUCGUACCAACCGAGGUGUAUGACCCGCCGCUCACAUACGUGGUGAGCGUUGAUCUUAGCCACAACAAACUGAAAAGUAUUCCACAUGAAUUGUCCUUUUUGCACCACAUUCGGAGUCUUAUUAUUGCAAACAACGAACUGACGGAACUUCCAGACAGUCUAGGCAACCUCAGUCAGCUUGAUCGCCUGGACAUAAGUCACAACUUUCUGGAAGAUCUUCCACAGACGUUUGUGUACUUGCAUCAACUCAGUACUAUCGCAAUGGACUACAACAAUUUUUCUGGCAUUCCGGAGAGUAUAGUUGAACUUGUCAGUGCCACAUCUCCACGACCGAUACUCUCCGUGAUAUAUUUAGCAGAGAACCCUCGAAUUUCCAGCUUGCCCCCAAAAGAGUUUCUUUCGAUGUUCCCCACCUUGAAGCUGGCGCUUGAUAAUGAACCCACCGUGCACAAAACGUAUAUAGAAGGAAAAUAUGAAAAGACUCUGCCCAAUGUCAGCAUGAUGUGGAACAAAAUCUACCCUGACCGUAUCGUCAAUCGCGUUUUCUGUGGCAGUCUUCGUAGUGCACAAUCGCAGUUGGUGUACGAAAAGCUUGGAAUUAUGAGUCUGCUGACGGUUGGUAGGGGUCUUCUCCCCACGCCUCCGAUAGGCGGGGAGCACCUGACCAUCAACAUCGACGACAUUGAGGGUGCUGAUAUUGCCGGUGUCUUUUCAGAGGCGGUAAACUUCAUCGACAACAGCGUCAGGAAAAAGAAAGGGUGCCUUGUACACUGUUUUGCAGGUAUGUCACGCUCGGCGGCCACCGUGAUUGCGUACCUUAUGAUAAAGCAAAACAUGCGUCUCGACGAGGCGUACUGUACCACGAAGCGGGGGCGUCCUGCCAUUUACCCCAACCAUGGUUUCUUUGCUCAGCUAGUUAAGCUAGACGCAGAGCUCUUUCCGAAUCAAAGACUGCUGGAUAUGGCCUCGAUGGAGAGGGAUAAGGUGCCCAUGGGGUAG